GGUGGACAGAGAUGCUGAGAUUGAGACGGAUGGUGGGGACGAUGCUGUGGCAGGGACGAGGCGGAGCGGUACGGCGGAGCAUGGGCGCGGUGGCGGUGGACAGGGUGCGGGUGGCCGAGGUGGAGGAGGCCGCGGAGGCGGGAUGGCUUGCGGGCGGGACCGGAUACGCGCGGGUGCCCGAGGGGCACGCUGUGCACGAUGCUGGGUCGUUUACGGCAGCGUUUGGCGGAUUUGAGAAAGAGGCAAUGCCGAAUGAGCCAGUGGUGCUGCGCGGGCGGGUGGUCGCGAAGCGAUCUGCGUCCAAGUCCCUGUACUUUGUGGACGUGGCGAGCGGGUACGAACGCGAGGCGGCGGUGCAGGUGAUGGCGACGGCCAAGGCGUUUGACGGGCCGAAGCAGGCGUUCCGCGGGGCGAUGGAGGUGCUUGCGCGUGGCGACUGUGUGGCGGUGACGGGCGUGCCGAGCCGGACACAGCGUGGACAGCUUGCGCUCAUUCCAUCCGAGGUGCGGGUUGAGGCGCCGUGUGUGACGGCGGAGGCACUGCCGGAGCCCGGUAGCAUGCGGCGGGCGGAGAGUCUUGCAGCGAUGCCGCGGGCGGGCCAGCUCUUACUUCAACCGCACAUUGUCAAGGCGGUGCGGGUGCGGGCGCGGAUGCUGCAGCGGCUGCGGCGGGUGCUUGAUGGCGACGGAUUUGUCGAGGUGGAGACGCCGAUUCUGGGCGCUGCGGCCGGUGGGGCAACGGCGCGUCCAUUCGUGACCUUCCACGAGGCAACCAAGCGCGAAAAGGUCCUCCGCAUUGCCCCGGAACUAUACUUGAAGCAGCUCGUGGUGGGCGGCCUUGACUCGGUGUACGAGGUCGGCAAGGUGUUCCGCAACGAGGGCGUGGAUCCGACACAUCUUCCCGAGUUCUCGAUGGCCGAGCUGUACACAACUCGGCUAGGCCUUGACAAGCUCAUGACGCUGACUGAGGACAUGGUCCGCGGCUUUGCGGCUGACGCGGCCGCUCUGGAUGCGGCCGGCGGAAGUGAGUGCGCGGGCGAGGUAGCGGCGUCGGAGCCCUUUGGUCGCGUCGAGUUCAUGGAAGCGCUCAACGCUGGCCUCGGCUUUGAUCUUGAUCUUGAGCUGCCAACGGACGAACUGCGGAAGGUGCUGCGCGAGGCGGCUGUGGCGUGUGAGGCUGUGAGCAAGAACGUAGCGGAUGGAAUGACGGCAAGCGCGCUGCUGGAUAAGCUUGGGGGAGUACAUGUGGAGGCUGGGCUUGCCGGUCCGAUGUUUGUGACGGGCCAUCCGCUGCUGCUCUCUCCGCUGGCCAAGGAGCGCGAGGAUGCUCCUGGCGUGGCGGAUCGGUUUGAGCUCUUUCUGGGACCGGUUGAAGUAGCAAACGGGUACAAUGAGAUCAACAACCCGCUGGAGCAGCUAGUUCGGUUCGAGGGCCAGACUGAGACCGGAGUGAGCGCCGAUCCAGAGGUGCCUGCGCCUGAUGAGGCGUACUGCAACGCGCUGGCGUACGGCAUGCCAAACACGGUCGGGCUCGGGCUUGGGCUGGACCGGCUUGUGAUGCUCCUAACGGGUGCGACGUCGCUCCGCGACGUGGUCGGCUUUGUGCCGUAGAAGAAGACAAGCAGAUUGCUUGCGUUUAUCUUUUACGGAUAUAUUUGUCCAUCGCGCAAGCCGUGACCCGCGAUGCUCCACAGACGUCGCAACGUCCAUCAAUCGCGGUAAUAAAGAGCAGUACAACGUG
This is a messenger RNA of Thecamonas trahens ATCC 50062, 1740 nucleotides long. Its product is annotated as lysyl-tRNA synthetase. Gene Ontology annotation, biological process: lysyl-tRNA aminoacylation. The record is from RefSeq and is a predicted model, not a curated record. Gene Ontology annotation, molecular function: lysine-tRNA ligase activity; tRNA binding; ATP binding. Gene Ontology annotation, cellular component: cytosol; cytoplasm. Bases 12 to 1610 code for a protein of 532 amino acids. NCBI's taxonomy places the organism in Eukaryota, Apusomonadida, Apusomonadidae. The transcript has a single exon.